Molecule: messenger RNA, 610 nt
Organism: Neolamprologus brichardi
Lineage: Eukaryota; Metazoa; Chordata; Actinopteri; Cichliformes; Cichlidae
Source: RefSeq, a predicted model, not a curated record
AAUGAGCAGGAUCAUGGCUGGGAUCAAAUGUGUCGUGUUUUUGAUGGUCCUGAUUCUCCAGUGGACUCAUGCAAGAGGAGAUGCUGAAGUGUUCUGCAUUUUCAUGGAAAGCUGCAUGUUACCGUGCAGCUAUAGUGGCAGUGAUGUAGUCAUCAACUGGUUUCAGGUAUCAGCAGGAGACCUUAAUGUCCACUCAUUCUACAACAACAAAGACCAGCUCAAACUCCAGAGUGAGCGCUUCAGAGGCAGGACGUCACUGUUCAACGACCAGAUCUCCGCAGGAAUCGCCUCACUGCAGCUGACAAAGGUGGAGGUUCAGGAUGAAGGCAGAUACAAGUGCUACACCAGCACUGACAGAGGAAACCAAGAAUCAUUUAUUAACCUAAAGAUAAAAGAGAUGCAGGUGUGGAACCUGCAAGAGAAACAGACCCAAGAUGGAAAAACACUGAACACUCGAAUCAUGACAGCACCCUCCCCUCAAAGAUCACUUCCUGCUUACAGAGCCGACUGUGAACCCAGGAGCUUUCCUCGGAGACAUUGGACUCGAGGGGACAAGUUUGACCUUCAAGACACGAAAUGGGAUGGAUGUGCACUGAUCGUGGUAGCUUGA